Suillus subaureus is the source of this 276-nucleotide messenger RNA. RefSeq lists its product as uncharacterized. NCBI's taxonomy places the organism in Eukaryota, Fungi, Basidiomycota, Agaricomycetes, Boletales, Suillaceae. The record is from RefSeq and is a predicted model, not a curated record. The annotation marks the transcript as partial. The transcript has 2 exons.
GACCAUGUCUUCACAGAAGACAAAUGCAAUACAGUUGUUAUCCCAGACAACAAAAUAUACUCCAUCCAAACAAUGCAGGUACAUUACACAAUGUACGACCUUCGACGAGAGUAUGACACUAUUAAUCCUCAGAUGCAUUCCGACAUCAUGGUCCUUUCUGGUGAAACAAAACCCCAACACCCUUACUGGUAUGCCCAUGUUCUGGGCAUAUUUCACAUGGACAUACAGUGGCUCAAAAAACUGUCCGCAUGUUUUGACAUUUUUCACUAUCUAUGA